AUGUCCCCCGCCUUUCGAAAGCCCAUAGCUUAUACAAUUCUCACCGUUUUCAUCCUAUUUUUCGUUGUUUCUGGAUUCAAUUCACAUAUACCAACUACCUUGUCGAAUUUCAAGGCCAGCGGAUUACCAGAUUUCAGCAAAUAUGUCGACCUGGUGAAUCUCUCGCGAGAGGAAUUUCCAAUCGAAGACGAAGGGAAGCGAGUCAUUCUUGUUGGGGAUAUACACGGUCGAUAUGACGAUUUACAGCGACUGCUGCAGAAAGUAUCGUAUAAUCCAGCUUCGGACGUCAUCCUCAGCGUGGGAGACACCGUUGCAAAGGGGUCACACAAUGGAUCUAUGCAAGUUUUACGCUUCUUGACUUCCAACAACAUAACCGCCGUUCGCGGAAACCAUGAUCAGAAAGUCAUCGAGUGGCGGACAUGGCAACAAUGGAUCCACUCCAUGGACGGAGGAGAACGAUGGCUUCAAUCUACGAAGGCAAAAUGGCUCGCGCAUAAAGGCCGGGAGGAUAGGGACAUCCACGAAUGGAUAUCACAACAAGCAAAGUACGAUAAGUCCAACCGAAAAUGGUGGGAGAAGAUUCCUAAGGGUUGGAAACUUUUCGGAGACCACUACGAAAUUGCUUCAGAAAUGUCAGACGAGGAGUACCGAUAUAUGGUUUCACGACCGCUCAGAAUUCAUAUUCCGUCCGCCCACACAUUUGUUGUUCACGCUGGGAUUCUUUCCUCCAACCCCAAACGCGAUCCUUGGGAUAAGCGUCAACCACUGGCUACCCUUCCGACCCUCCCCAAAAUCUCCGAUUUUGAGAACGAAGCAUCGUUUGACCAGACUUCUGUAAUACGACGCCUACAAGAGCUUGCAAUCCUGCAAAAAGUUCCACAAAACCUCGACCCGUGGGUCACACUCAACAUGCGUGGUGUGAAGAAGGGAGGCGAUAUCACAAGGGGCCAAGGGGGCACACCGUGGGCAGAGCUUUACAGUGAGGAUAUGAACCGAUGCAGAGGUUUCUCUAGCGAAACCUCCGCUCAAAAGAAAACUUCUUUUCCUUGUCGACCUGCAUCUGUGAUUUAUGGCCAUGCAGCUGCACGAGGUUUAGAUAUUAAACGUUGGACACUUGGAAUAGACAGCGGCUGCGUGUACAAGCGUCGUCUGACCGCACUUGUUCUAGGCGGUAAAUACGCAUCCAAUAGCUUCGAUGACGACGAGGACAGUGAGGACGAAGAUGAAGAGGGCGUCUUUGACGUAGAAGGGAAUAGAGUCAAGUCCACAGUCAAAUUUGGAGAUGACGGAAAGGGAAAGCUGUUUAGUGUUUCGUGUCAUUGA
This is a messenger RNA of Marasmius oreades (fairy-ring Marasmius), 1323 nucleotides long. RefSeq lists its product as uncharacterized. Lineage: Eukaryota; Fungi; Basidiomycota; Agaricomycetes; Agaricales; Marasmiaceae. Bases 1 to 1323 code for a protein of 440 amino acids. The transcript has 5 exons. Gene Ontology annotation, biological process: polyphosphate catabolic process. The record is from RefSeq and is a predicted model, not a curated record. Gene Ontology annotation, cellular component: cytoplasm. Gene Ontology annotation, molecular function: phosphatase activity; endopolyphosphatase activity.